Molecule: messenger RNA, 11093 nt
Organism: Podarcis lilfordi (Lilford's wall lizard)
Lineage: Eukaryota; Metazoa; Chordata; Lepidosauria; Squamata; Lacertidae
Source: the annotation of a GenBank genome assembly
AUGACCAAAGCUGAAAUGGGCAAGCUCAACACUACUCCUGAUGAGGACAGCAGCAGCUACAGUUCCAACAGCAAUGACUUCAACUACCCCUACCCAACCAAACCAGCUGCUAUGAAGAGGUCAGAGAUGUUUCUGUGCAUUGCUUUAAUAAUAAUAAUAAUAAUAAAUCAUACACAGUCCAGUUCCUCUUCAAAUCAAUGACAAAUCUCUGAUUGAUUUUGACGGAAGUGGAUUUCAACCUUCAUCCCCCAAAUUUAAAAAAAAAAUGUCGUAAGAAUGGCCAGUAUCUGUUUGUACGUACAGCAGCAAAAACCGAACCUUUCCCAGACCAAAUCUUAUUUUAAAAUAAGCCCAUUUGAAAUCGGUGGAUUACACAAUAAAAAAACAACCACCCCAAUGUUGUUUUAUGUUGCUUUUUUAAAAAAAGUGAUAAUACUUAAGUUGCUUUGUUUUCCUUCUUUUCCCCCCUCUCACAGCCAUUAUGUAGACAUGGAUCCAGAAAACCAAAACUUUUUACUUGAAUCCAAUCCUGGGAAGAAGAAAUAUGAAACUGAAUAUGUAAGCAUGCAUCACUUAUCUUUUUAGCAUUGAGUACAUAAGUGAAGACUAGGCUUCCCCCCCAUCUGCAAAUUAAAACCAUUUGCAAAUAAUUGUUUCUGAACAAAUUAUUAACCACCUCCACCACACUUUUCUCUUAUUCACAGCGUCCAGGUACUACUUCCUUUGGAAUGUCAGUAUUUAAUCUGAGCAAUGCUAUUGUGGGCAGUGGCAUCCUUGGGCUUUCUUAUGCCAUGGCAAACACUGGAAUUGCUCUCUUUGUGUAAGUAUUUGAAUGCAGCAGAAUUGCAGCAUUAUAUUGUUGAUGUUUGUGCAUGCUAAUAUUUUCCAUUUGCCAUUUUAAAAUGUAACUAUGCCUAAAAUGUAACCAUGGAAAGGAAACUUGGGCUCAGUUGCCAAGUGAAUGAACACACAUUAGAACUCCCAGACUAUCUGAACAUAAACCAGUUUAAUCCCACUGAGAUCAGGAAUGGAUCCUAAGCAUCUACCCAUUUGGAAACAAGCUCUGUGGAGCUUGUUUCUCAGUGAACCAUGCUGGAGAUCAGGCUAAAAUUAAGCAUCCUUGAGAGCCUCAGUUGAUGAUUUCAGCCGAGAAGUUAAGCACAUGUUUAAAUCUCUCCUGUUAAAAUAAAUGGACUCAAAACAGUUUGUUGGGUUUUUUGCUGGAUUUCACCUGUCCUACCCUGCCUUAGCAUCUUUCAAAAAUAGUUGUAAGGUGAAAGAAAUAUUUUUAUUCAUUCUAAGGAAGAAAUUACAUUACAUGUGCAUUUUCCAGUGCAUUAAGGACUAAGUGUUUUCCAGUGCUUUUAAGUAUUCCAGUUUCGGUUAUUACCCAUUACUGCCAUUCAUAAAUGCAUGCUUUCUCCAGUUUAAAUGUCACUGCAUGCUUCUCCAGCUCAUGUGAAACCUCACUUAUCCAUCCUGAUUCCUGGCCCAUAGCUAGACUUGCAUAUAUAAUAUCACAAGACAUUUUUGUUCCUAGCAGCACAAAGUGCUUGUCAAUUUCAUCUCUACACUCUCUUGUCAAUUUCCCCCCUUAAAUUACUGUUUGCCUCAGCCUUGGGAUACACACUAAUAUACCUUUCAGGUUAAAAAUUGUAUAUAUUCAUAGUCCUUGAGGAUUAAGAAAUUGCAGAAUAAUUUUCUAGGCAAAUAGGUUUGUAACUACGUGCUCGCUGGCAUGGAAAACAAGGAGAUCGCUUGCCUGUAUUUAAUACAUGCAUAUUGUGUACAGUAUAUGUUUCCUGUAGAGGGCAGUGUAUAUUGAGAACAUGUAUCCUUGGAAAAGCAAAGCCAGUGAGAGAUGGUCAUAGUAGCAUCUAUUACAGUGGAACUCUUAGAGCAGGCAUAGGCAAGCUCCGACCCUCCAGAUGUUUGGGACUACAAUUCCCAUGAUCCCUAGCUAACAGGACCAGUGGUCAGGGAUCAUGGGAAUUGUAGUCCCAAACAUCUGGAGGGCCAGAGUUUGCCUAUGUCUGUCUUAGUGGGGCAAAAAUACGGAGAUCUAAUUUUCUGAUUUUUACACUAUGAAGCCUUAAUAGGAACCAAAGAAAUUGCUCCAUCCCAGGAGGAAUGGUUUAAAAUAAUAUUUAUAAAGUUAUGUCCCAGUGUGUACAACUAUGUGUAAAAAAUGAUAGGCGCAGGGCUAAAUAUACACUUCAGACAGAAUACUUCUAGGUGAAACAUCUUGGGGAUUUUUGUGAUGGAUUCAUCCAUCAUUAGAAAUUAAUUUAAGAAUCCUAUGCAAGUACAUUUAAAGUUGCAUUUCUGUCUCACACAGGCACUCCCAACAGUGAGAGAGGUUCAAAAGCACUUUAAGGCCACCUUCCUAUGCACACUUGUGUGUGUGUAAAGUCCCAUUGGACUUGAUAGGAUUGCACUAUAGGGCAUACUUAUGUUAAAGCUAGUGGCAGAGAACUUUGUAACGUGAAAUCAGUAAAUGUGCCUUAUGUUGUAUGUUUUUUUAAGUGGAUGCAAUGUUAUCUUUAAACUCCUUUUUAUGUGGCUCAACUUAUUUACUUCUAAGCAGAACUUUAAGCAUAUUCAGAGUCUUUCAACUUACGUUUCUGUCUUCUCUGGUCUUUCAAAAUGACUCUCUGACAGUCAUUUAGAGAUGACCCAAAAUGCAGUAUGCUGGUAAUGUUGCUGUUGCCACCAAAACCAGCUUUAGUGGAAGCACAUUUUGGUCUAUGGCAGUUGAUUCAUUUUAUAUAUCUCCCCGUAUUGAACUCAAAUGGGCUUUGCAUUACAUUUUGCCCUGCAAUGUGUACCACUGGCAUGCAUUAUGCUGAUGGCAUUGUAACCAACACAAAGCUGUCCUUUCGGUAUGUGUGCAUACUGAAUCCAGUGUGUUGUUUUAUCAGACAAAGUUUUAAGUUUUAUUUAUUUUCCAUGGAAAACUUAAUUUCUCCGAAAUGUACUUUAAGGCGGAGUCCUAAGUGCAGAGUAGGUUUCAUGGGUGUUGGACUUGCUUCCGAAUAAGCAUGUUAAGUCUUGUGGUGCUAGUUUUAUGCACAUCUACAUGUGAGCAACUCCACUUAAACACAGGGGAACUUCUGAGCAAAUCUGCCUUUGAUUGGGCUAUUAGUUUAAAGUCUUAAAUAGCUCAGUUUUGUUUUGGAACAAUUUAAUUAUCAGUGGCAUCUUAAAAGGAAGAACAAGUUCCCACUAAUAUGCCUUUUUGCUAUAGAGCAGUUGCUUUGUAGAUUUCACGUUGGAUGAAGAACAGAUCUAUAUUUUUGCAUAGAUUUUGUGUAUAUGUUUAAUGGUAUUCAAGUAUACAAUCCCAGAAGCAAGCAUAUUAGCUUCCACUUGAAUUUUCAAACAUCUCCUAUAUAGUUUACCUUGAUUUUUAUCUAGAUAGCUGUAUUUUUGUUGAUUAUAAUGAUGAAGUUCUUAUUGGUAGAAUUUUUUUGUCUUCUGUAAAGACUCUGCAACAAUGGGCAUUCACGUUAACAUAGCCAUGAAGCCAAGUCUAAUUGGGGGCAAUCUGUAAUCAGUUUGUCUAUUUAGUUCAGCAGAGUGCGACUCCUUAGAUCACUGGGAUUUAAGCAUGUGCUGGAUUGCAUCCAUUUUAUGAAAGGAAGUUCAAUUCAAAUAGCUGAACUAUGUGCAUUGCUGUAUCUAUGAUCAGAUUGGGCAUUCCCAUAAAUCAACAUGAGUAUUGGAUUGAGAUGCUGGCAUUUUAUCAUUAUGGCUCCAAUGCAGGAGAUGCCAGUGUUUAAUAUUCUGAUUAAAAAACCCAAAACUAUAACCAUUUUUGAUUGUCUAAACUUAAGAGUCAUGAUCUCCAUUUAUUUUUUUAAGUACUAAAAUGAACAGAAAAGAAAGGGAAGUAACAUUUUGCUUCCCCUUUCAAUAUCUCAGAUGUGGAGAACUGUUUGCAUAGAAAGGGCUUGUGGUUAACCCAGCGUGAGUCUGAACUAGCUUAAAGGCAGGUAAUCCACCUUUAGAGACAUGCCAAUGGGAUCAUAUGUAAUCCUUGUUGGGAUGGUUUCUUAUAACCUCCACAAUAAAGAGCACCGCUGUUCUUAUUACAUUUAUUUUAAGAAUUAUUUCAAUAUUUUCUUCAGGAAUUAUACGACCGCCUUUAAAACCAGUUAUCAUUUUAUCACUUGUAAAUGAAACUGGUCUCAAUUAAAAAGUCAAGUGUGUACUUACAUCUUCCCGGCUGAAAUCACUGGGAAGUGCAUCACUUUGGCAGAACAGAGCCUGAUUUUGUUACUUUUUCUUGUUGCAGUUUAGAUGCUUAUUUCAGCCAAAGUAAAAGUUGUUUGUUUAUGUGUGUUUUUUUAAAGAAUUCUUCUGUUCUUCGUGUCAAUAUUUUCUUUAUACUCCGUUCAUCUCCUCUUGAAGACUGCCAAUGAAGGAGGUAUGUUAACAUCUACUUGUGACUAAGAAAUUCACUUCCCUACACUUUAUACAUUAAAAACAUGUAACUGUAAAUUACACUCUAGCAACUGCUCUGUUUCUUGUUGCUGUAGGGUCUCUGCUAUAUGAACAACUGGGAAUGAAGGCCUUUGGCAUGGCUGGGAAACUGGCAGCAUCUGGAUCUAUUACCAUGCAGAACAUUGGAGGUGAGGUUUUUCAGAUAAACGUCCCUUUUUACACUUUAUAACAGUUUUCUUCUUUGUUCUGAUGAGAUGAGCUUGUCACACAACGUGUUUCCAUUAGCAACCUAAAAGCGACACCAAGAAACAUGUUUCUGUGGCUCUUAUGUGCCAUGCUCUCUAUAUGCAUUGAUGUACAAUAUCAUUCACCUGCAGCUAUGUCCAGCUACCUCUACAUUGUGAAAUAUGAGUUACCAAUCGUCAUCAAGGCAUUUUUGAACGUCAAAGAGAGCACAGGGUAAGUCUUCGAACUGCUCGGCAGAGAAACUGUUAGCAGGAACAGAAAUAGGCAUUGUAGAAAUGUUAUCUGAUGUCUUCCGUUGAAACGUGUAAGAAGAGAUCAUGGUUGAGCUCCAGUUAUACUGACCUACUUAUUGAGUGGUCUGUUUGACAUAUGAUACGGCCUAUAGGAAAGGGGUUAGAAAAAAGCCUUGUUGUUUGACAAAAUAGCAGGACAUGUAAACAGGAUCAGUGUUCACUGAAUGGCCAGUCCAAUUACUUCUUUGUUCCGAAAAUGUAAUCAAGCUGUAAUUCCAACAUGUUCUUAGAAGCCAGCAUGUGUAUGGUAGUUUUUUAACACUGCCUUCAUACAAAAUACUGCAGUGAUGUUAUUCUUGAAUCAGAAGUAAAUAUUUGGGCUCAAGCAUUCAGGGGCAUGAGUUGUGUUUCUACAGGAAUUCUAAUACCAUGAUUAGAGUAUGAGAUUCCCCCAUAUUUUAGUGGAGACAAUGCUUGCGACCCAUUGAAAGUUUGCAAUACCUAAACCUCAUUGUAUUCCUUAGACUGCAAUCAGACUGCUAAGCCACAUCCAACUCAGUGGUGCUUAGAUUCAUGUAGCUUUCUCUGAACUAUGCUCAUUGUAUUUUUGAAUAGCUAUAAAGAUAAUAAUUAUUAAUUUCUUUGGAAAUAACCCUUUCCCAUGUGGUUUCUCUGCCCACAUAAAGAGGGCUUUCCACUGGGCAUAGCAGUGCUCUUCCUUGGCAUGUUUUGAAUACCCAUGUGCAUGCAAGUACAACUUCAUCCCAUUAAAGUGUGUGUAAGGCCUCCUAUAUUCGCGCCCUCCCCCCGAGUCCUGUGCCAUACCACUUAGGAAGUAAACUCCCAUUGGACUCAGACUUGCUUCUGAGUAAGCAUAUUUUGGUUUAGGCUGCCAGGCCUUCUGAAGGUGUUAACUGGAGCUCAGUCUCAUUGAUAUCUGUGGUACUUAAUCCAAUGUAGUUGCUGUGACCCAGCAUAGCACAAUCACUUGUGCACGAGAGGGUCUUUCCUAUUGACAGCUGUAGAAAAGUACUCCCAAAAGACAGAAACGUAGCCAUUAAUGGGAACUCACUUGCAUUAGGUACUCUGAACCAGUAUUGCUGUCCUGUGUUUCUCUAUUGCACUGUGAUAACAAUAUAAUAUUUUUAAAUUAUAGAUGUGAUGACCACGCAGUUUUUCAACAAAGAUGUAUUUCUUUUCUUACAGAGAAUGGUACCUCAACGGUGAUUAUUUGGUUAUAUUGGUAUCCUUGUGGCUCAUUCUUCCUUUGUCACUGUUGAAAAAUUUAGGUAAGUAGGCACAAGAGAUAUAGAUGAAACUAGGGUGAACAAAUUGGGAAAUAAUGGCAAUCCUCUUUGUGAUUAACAUGGUACCUGUAAUAUGGAAGCCACUUCUACAUUCUGCUCGGUUUUACUGUGCAUGGAGAGCUAAGUUGUCACAGCAGUUUCCUAAGCCCUCCUACUUGAUGAAAUACAGAUAUAUGCCAAUAUGAAGGCAAUAUACUUGAGCAUCAAUUUUAUAUCCAUUUGCCUGGUUGUAAGUUUUAUUAAAGUUGGGGGGGGGCUAAGAAAGUAUGAAAGAGCAGGAUGACACCACCACAUUAAAUCUAAUAGUGUUCUUAUUGGAUGUGUUGAUUUGGGAUAAUAGAAUGGAUAGGAAAUCCCAGACAAUGGCUAAAACAAAGGUGUGCGCUUUCUAGUUGUUCAGUGAUAUUGAAUCAAUAUAUUAACAAUAUCAAUUCCUGUAAAUCUGUUCUCUUGGAAACUCACUUUUGAGUUGUGCAGACCAUGCUACUGAAUGUGCCAUCUCCCAAAUGUGUUACAAGGACUAACUUAAAGCAUUUUUGUGUUACAGGUUAUCUGGGUUACACCAGUGGAUUUUCCUUGUUGUGCAUGGUCUUCUUCCUUAUUGUCGUAAGUGCAACAUUUUCUAUGCAUACAUUUAAGUGCUUAGGAUAUUUAAUUCAAGUGAGAUUGCUAGUGACUUCUGAUUAUGUCCAGUCAUUAUUUUAUAGAACAAAUGUAUCCCGUGAAAGUAACAGGCAGUACUCUUUGUCAUUCUUUGUUAGGUCAUUUGCAAGAAAUUUCAAAUUCCAUGUGGACUGGAAAGUGACUUGAUUAAUGCAACUCUGAAUACCACCCUAGAACAUCUGUCAACCACUGCACCUUUUCAUGUAUCGGAAGUAAAUAUAACCAGUGAUGACCAAUGCACACCAAAAUAUUUCAUCUUCAACUCACAGGUAAAUAUUAAUAUAAGAGGGGGUGGGAGAAAAUAAUUGGCUAUACUAAUUAGAAAUUUAAUUGUGACUAUUUUAAAGCCUCAUUGACUGCUGAAAAAUCCUUUUUCUCUUACAAGAGCACUGUGUACUUGUAGCAAGGUUCAGUGCUUCUUGAAAUGUCCUUAUGUUAAACAGGAUAUGACCGUAAGCUGGAGAACAUUUUUGUCUUGGGCGCAAGGCUGCCAAUAACUUAAGUACACUGCUGGCUUUUAACAACCUGAACAAUCCGAUCCCUAUUUAGCAAAUGCCUGUGUUUUGAAUUUUUGUCGUGCAAAACAGCUAUCUGGCCUAUUGCCUAUAAAGAUGCAUUGUGGGUUCUGAAGCUGUUGAAAGGCCCCCACUCCACUCAAUGGAGCUUACUUUCAGGAAACUGUGCAUAGGCUUGUAAGAUGCAUGACUGGUCCUGCUCCAGUCCAAGAACAAUUUGUUUGGGGCUUUACCCCGGCUAUUGUGAAGGCAGGCAGAGGCCAAUUGGUAGGGGUGCCCACCCAAUCGUAGCGCCCUCUAGCAGUCUGGACUGGAGGUUAGGAUUACAGCCUUUCUGUGCAAUCUUGCGCAUGUUGAUUUAGGUGUAAAUCCCACUUUUUAAAAAAUGAAGCUAGCUCCCUCAUAAAUCCUUCCCCAGUCUGAUGCAUCCCUCUACUGUGGACUAUAACUUCCAUAAGAUCUAGCUAGUAUAGACAACUGCCAGGGGUGGGAAUUUUAACCCAAAAUACCUGGAGUGUGCUUACUAGCACUGCAGCCUUAGCUAAUGAAGAAAUAUACUUACAAGUUAAUAUUACAGAAAUAUUCAUAAGUGCAUUUUUUUUGUGUGCUUUUCAGACUGUCUACGCUGUACCAAUCUUAACAUUUUCCUUCGUCUGCCAUCCGGCUGUUCUUCCUAUUUAUGAAGAACUGAAAGGGUAAGUAAGACUUGCACAUGUUACACGUCAGCUAUUUUAUAGAAACAGGAAUGGUGGAAGCACAUAAUUUCAGAAUUGAUAAUACAUUUUGUUCCUUUGAACAGGCGAAGCCGCAGAAGAAUGAUGAAAGUCUCCAAUGUUUCAUUUUUUGCCAUGUUCCUCAUGUAUCUUCUGGCUGCUCUCUUCGGCUACCUGACAUUUUAUGGUGAGCAACUUCUCUUCUAUUUCUGUUUCCUUUUUUUUGUACCUAAACGUUCUGCACACGUUUUGGCCAGACACAAACCAACCAAAAUAAACCACCCUUAACGUUAAUUUUGGUGGGAGAGGCACUAGUAAUGUCCGACUGAAACCAGUGGGGCUUUAAAAGUGUUGAAAGUGCAUGCGUGCUCUUUGCAUCUUACGACUAUGAAUUUAAUCUCAGAUGAGAUCCAUGAUGAACUUGUUCUCUAAAUUCCAGUUAACUUAUUUGAAUAUCAUUUCUGAGUAAUUUAUUCAAAGGAGUGCAGACUCGCAAUUUGAAAUGCACUGCUAAUAAGAAGCAAGUCUCAUUAGAUUCAGGAGGGCUUGCUUCUAAGUAGAGAUGCUUAGGAUCAUGUUGCAAGGGGAGUGAAUGGUCUUCGAAAUGUGAGUGAUGGCAAAACAUAGCUCUCUGGUUUUAUAUGAGAACCAAUACAUGUAAAUCAGUAGAACAAGUAGGGUUUAGAAGCAUAAUUGGAAAACUCCAUUUGAGAAUCAAUUUGAUAUGUAUUUAAACAGAGCACAGGGAUUUUCCUGUUAUAUAUAUAUUUUGCCAUCUACAGUAAUUAACAUUCUAUUAAAACACAAUUUUCUUUGCAGGAAAUGUUGAGCCAGAGUUGCUUCAUACUUACGCUGAAGUCCUGGGAGCUGAUGUUCUUCUCCUUAUUGUUCGUCUGGCAGUCCUGAUGGCAGUGACACUUACUGUGCCAGUUGUGAUUUUCCCAGUAAGUGACUUAAGGUUUUUUCCCCCAGCUUCAACAGUAAUUUGGAAAUCAAGCUGAUUUAGAACUUGUCUGCUAGUUGUGAUUAAAAAAAUUUCCAGUUGUGAUUAAAAAUAUAAAUAAAUAAAUCAAACAUCAUUUUCUGCUAUUUCACCUUUCUGCAUCAGUUUUUGUUCAGUGUGAAAGGCAAAGAGAUCUUUUCCCACGGCUGUUAAAUUGAAGCAUUUUAGCUUUAAGCUGGUAGACUUUGAAAGAGAAGCAGCCUAAAAGUAAAGGCUUAAAUCACAAGGAAAAUUAACAUUGGGAAGUUCACAGAAGGAAAGCUUCCUGCUCCAUCUUUCCCUAUGCAACCAUCUGUGCGACCCCCACCCCACCCCCCCAACCAAUCUUCUGCCAAAGCCUCUCCAAAGAAUUGGAAGGCCCUCUUGAACAAGUUGAGAUGGAAAGAGGAGGAAAUUGUGAACUUUCCUUCUGCAAAUUUUCUUAAUUCAAACUUACCUUAGGAUCCAACCUGAAACCUUUGGCUAUCUAUAGGUAAAGGUAAAGCGACCCGUGACCAUUAGGUCCAGUCAUGACCGACUGGGGUUGUGGCGCUCAUCUCGCUUUAUUGGCCGAAGGAGCCGGUGUACAGCUUCUGGGUCAUGUGGCCAGCAUGACUAAGCCGCUUCUGGCGAACCAGAGCAGCACACGGAAACGCCGUUUACCUUCCCACUAGAGCGGUACCUAUUUAUCUGCUUGCACUUUGACGUGCUUUCGAACUGCUAGGUUGGCAGGAGCAGGGACCGAGCAACGGGAGCUCACCCCAUCGUGGGGAUUUGAACCGCCGACCUUCUGAUCAGCAAGUUCUAGGCUCUGUGGUUUAACCCACGGCGCCACCCGCGUCCCGUUGGCUAUCUAGAAGGAAAAAUUCAAAAUGGAUUUUCCCCACAGGCUAUCCCUCUCACUCAUUGUUACAAUGUUGUAAACAUUUCCAAAAGUUUGAAAAAUGUACUUUGAAUGUGAUUUUAAGGUGUUGUUUUUUUAAAAAAUGAUUUUAAUAAACUUUCAUUUAUUUUACAGAUCCGCAGCUCUAUCACACAGUUGUUGUGUUCAGGGAAAGAAUUUAGUUGGUGGCGCCAUACUGCAAUUACAAUGGCUCUUUUGGUAUUCACCAACAUUCUCGUGAUCUUUGUUCCCACAAUUCGAGAUAUAUUUGGAUUCAUUGGUAAGGAUUCUGUUGUUCUCGGUUCUUCUUGCUGUCAUUUUCUAAAGCUUUUUUUAAAAUAAUAAUAAUCAGAAUACUGUAAUAGAAAUGUUGACCAUUUGUAUUCACACAGGUGCCUCCGCUGCUGCCAUGCUGAUCUUUAUACUACCAUCUGCUUUCUACAUUAAGCUAGUGAAGAAAGAACCAAUGAAAUCUGUUCAGAAGAUUGGGGUGAGUAAAGAGAAGUGCCCAUUACUAUCAUACUUGUCUAGCUUGAUCAGUAGAAUCGAAAAACGCCAAGAGCUAUUUGGCUGCAUGAGCAGAGUGACUAUCAAGCAUGCUAGUCAUGAAAGAACAACAUUGAAACAUUUAUGCAUUUAUGGAGAAUUAGGUUGCUGGAAAUGUACAGCUAAUAUAAGAUGACUAAGGGAGUUCUUGAGUUCUUAACUAGCAGCAGACAUUUUAUCACGGAUUCAAAGGGAAUAACCAUCAGUGUGUAAAGGAACUGUACAAUAAGCCCGAGUUCCUUGAUAGGUUUUCACAGCUACAUCUCCCACAACAGAGAAGGCAAGAUGUGUUUAAAGUUUUGUCGUCUUGGUUUUGGGAAAUGCAGCACUGGAGAGAAAACUGUGAGCCCCAGCUGUGUAUGCAAGUUCCCUUAUGUGUGCAUAAUUGGCCCUUUUCUUUAGCAAGUUCUAUUUGUUUCUGGCAAAAUCCUUCAAUUUUUUUUAUAUAAUGUCUUUGUAGGCUCUUCUUUUCCUGAUCAGUGGCAUAUUUGUGAUGACUGGAAGUAUGACCUUGCUCAUUCUGGAUUGGACCAGCAAUGCUGCUUCUAAUGGCCAUUAG